Molecule: messenger RNA, 1230 nt
Organism: Symbiodinium sp. CCMP2456
Lineage: Eukaryota; Dinophyceae; Suessiales; Symbiodiniaceae
Source: the annotation of a GenBank genome assembly
AUGUUGCUGUAUUGGGGCAAGCAUCCCCAGAAGCAUGGCAAGGGAGACCACCCUUCAAAGCCCAAGUGGAUCGGUCUCCUGGCCUUGCUGCCCAAGAAACUAAACGCAGCGAUCUUCGAUCGUCGCCUGGCACACCAGGCCACGCAUGGUCGCCUCAUCCGUCUGGGCCACACAGCGAGGACAUGGCUCCAAAAGCAGACACAGGUGGGGUCUGCCGAUGAAGGGGGCCUGUUGCCUUUGGCCUUCCACAUCCACGGGACUGUGGCGGACGACGAGCAGAUUCGUCACGAGUUCCUACGAUCCCGCUUCGGCUUGGUGGUGACGGCAGUCAUCGCCUUUGCUCUUGGUCGAAGCAUCCUGGCGGCGAUCCGGACGCUGCAAGACUUCAACAAACAUCCGGCCAUGGACGAGCUGUCCGUGGGUGAUGGCAAGUUCACUCGGCUCAUUGAGAAGGAGCUUUGCGAGGAUGUGCCGCAAAUGCAGCCUCGUGUCUUAGACAACGGGCAAGUCAUCAUUACGCUGAGCUGGUUGAUCUAUCUUCCCGGGAAUGGCAUCUUCUUUUCCAGGCUUUUUCAGCCUUUGCUGAUGCUGACCGGGUUGCUCGGCACAGUCGGAGGUCGGCAAGGCCAGGAAGAUCCGAAAGGUGGAGGCGUCGGAGGACCCCCGGGGGCCAGCGCCGUGUUCCGGCGCAUCGCAGGGGUGUUCCUGCAGCUGCCCAACUGGUUCCGACUACUCGGCCGCAGUCUCCCAGGAUCGGUUCAGGUUUCGCCUCUCUGGGAAUGUCAGCUUGGCCUCCGCAAAGAGCCGCAGGCCUCGCCACCCUUCGCGCAAGUGAUCCUCUGGGACGCAGCUCGAGGGCAUUUUGCCGACGUCACGGGGGAGAUAGAGGCCAUGGAGAGCCUCGCAAAAGAGAUCGGCACCCGCCAGGGUGUGGCAACCAGGAUAAUAACCUCCUCUGCCAUCGCGGAGCUCGGGGGCGCCAUGCCAGCAAUGGCGGAAGGAGGGAGCAUUGAUCCUCGCUGCAUGUCGCUGGACCGGUGCUACGAGGUGCUUCAGCUGCCCAGGGAGGAGCUGAAGCAGAAGCCAAAGGAGGAAGCCAAGGAGAUGUUGGCCCGGGCUUUCCGACUGAGAGUCGUUGAGGACCCCAACAUCGAGAAGCGGAAGGUGGAGGAGCUAGCCCUUGCUCUCGACCUGCUUAUGAGGCGAUUGUGCCUCAGUUUGGAGAUGUGA